This is a messenger RNA of Vicia villosa (hairy vetch), 1375 nucleotides long. RefSeq names its product bidirectional sugar transporter SWEET14-like. The transcript has 7 exons. Bases 325 to 1125 code for a protein of 266 amino acids. The record is from RefSeq and is a predicted model, not a curated record. Gene Ontology annotation, biological process: carbohydrate transport. Gene Ontology annotation, cellular component: membrane. NCBI's taxonomy places the organism in Eukaryota, Viridiplantae, Streptophyta, Magnoliopsida, Fabales, Fabaceae. Gene Ontology annotation, molecular function: sugar transmembrane transporter activity.
GAGCUAGAGGACUCAAACCCACCACUUUGUGGCCUUUCUCAACUGCAAGGAGGCAAAGUAAUAAAUAAUUUUUUUUGUAGAAAUGUUUAGUCCCCUCUUAGAAGUCUGUGACACACCAUAAAUAACCAAUUUCAUGCCUUGUUAACCUUCCCUGUCACAAGGAUGAUGAGUCCAUAAAUAUUGCAUUUAUUCGUCUUUGUGAUUUCUCUUCACAACUCUGGUUCUAUGUAUGCAAUGUUCUUAUGCUUCUAUAUAUGCAAUCUCUUGUAAUCAUAGUUAGAAGAAUUGAUUGAAGAAGAAGAAAAAGAGGUAAAUUGAUGAGAGAUGGCCCUUCAACGCGAUUCUUGGGUUUUUGUUUUCGGCCUUCUAGGCAAUAUCAUCUCUGUUAUGGUCUUUCUCGCUCCUUUACCAACAUUUUACCAAAUCUACAAGAAGAAAUCUACUCAAGGGUUUCAAUCAGUCCCUUAUGUUGUUGCAUUGCUUAGUGCAAUGCUUUGGAUCUAUUAUGCACUUGUCAAAAGGGAACAUAGCCUUCUUCUCCUCACAAUUAAUUCAUUUGGACUUGUGGUAGAGUCGAUUUACCUUGCAAUUUUCCUAGUUUAUGCAUCCAAUAAAGCCAGGCUUUCAACCUUCAAGCUUAUUCUACUAUUAAAUGUGUUUGGAUUUGGAGCUAUGCUUGUUUCAACUCUAUGCCUAACAAUGGGAUCUAAACGUCUUUCUAUUAUUGGAUGGAUUUGUCUUGUUUUCAACAUAACUGUAUUUGCUUCACCUCUAUGCAUUAUUAGACACGUAAUAAAGACUAAAAGUGUUGCAUACAUGCCACUUAGUUUGUCCUUCUUUUUGAGCUUAAAUGCUAUCAUGUGGUUCUUCUAUGGUUUUCUCAUCAAAGACUAUUACAUUGCUCUUCCAAAUACGCUUGGGUUUGUAUUUGGUAUAGUUCAAAUGGUGAUGUAUUUGAUUUAUAGAAACUCAACUCAAGUGAUGGUAGAAGAAAAACCAACCAAGUUACAUGAACAAAAUGGUCAUAUUAUUGACGUUGUGAAGAUCAAUGACACAAAUCAAGGGGGCAAUAGUGGUGUUCUUCCUGUAUCAACUAUUUGUGAGGAUUCAAAUAGUGGAAAGUAAGAAACAAGAGUGAGAACAUGAAUGCAAUGUAAUCUGAAAAGAAAAUGAAGUUUAGUUACUUUAAGGUUGUUGUCAAGUGGGAUCUCAUACAAAACUUGGCGUAAAGAAUAUUUUUGUUUAAUUAAUGUAUUUUCAUGAGUGAGUAAUUGUGUAAUUGUAAUGAGGAUUGUACUUGUACUGGCCAUAUAUGAUAUUUAUUUUUGUUUGGUUGUGAGGUGAUAAAAAUUGAUUGUAUUUUAAAAACUGAUUA